This is a messenger RNA of Emericellopsis atlantica, 1099 nucleotides long. RefSeq lists its product as uncharacterized. The transcript is spliced from 3 exons. Gene Ontology annotation, cellular component: membrane; cytoplasm. Lineage: Eukaryota; Fungi; Ascomycota; Sordariomycetes; Hypocreales; Bionectriaceae. Bases 288 to 935 code for a protein of 215 amino acids. The record is from RefSeq and is a predicted model, not a curated record.
UGAUGUGACAACUAGAAAAAGAAAGAUAAGCAAUCAGCAGCCAAAGCCCGAUCCACCUUUUUUUCGAGACCCUCAAAACUGAUGGCUACAACCUCGUUUUGACCAUCUCUCUGCACGUUUGCUCAGUUUCCUUUGGGUUGAUACAUAUCCUCGGGCUUUCCCUAGCUACUCUCUUUUACUUUCGAGGCAGCGUGCUUGAACUCUGCUGGCACUCCGACACAUCGCUCUGAGUCUGACAAAACGCCCCUAGACCCCCCUUACAGCUCAGCUACGUUACACGCACCACAAUGGCGUUCAACAUCCCCCCUUUCAUGGACGCCACGCUCCAAGCGGGCUUCAUGGGCGCUCUCUCCAAUGUCCUGGCGCAGUACAUUGAGUCGCUCAAAGUAGGAGAGGAGCUUGAGAUUGACUACAUACCCGUCUUUCGCUUUGUGCUCUUUGCCGUUCUCACCACGCCCAUCAACUUCUUCUUCCAGUCCUGGCUGGAGGCCACCUUUCCCUCGCGUCCGGCAGGCCCCCACCCCAAAAAGUCCGAUGACAAGCCCAAGGAGCCUAAGCUCUCCGUGCGCAACACCAUCAUCAAGCUUGUCCUCGACCAGACCCUGAGCGCCACGUUCAACACCCUCGCCUUCUCCAUGUACACGCGGGGCCUGCAGGCCGCCAUGCACGACGCACCCAAGGAGACCUCCAUCUCUAACGCAAUUCGCUUCUGGAACUCGCCUGGCUCCAUCAAGUUUGACGAGGUGGACUGGGCCGGCGUCUGGAGGGUGGCCUGCGAUGAGUUCUGGGGCAUCUACGUGGCCGGGCUGAAAGUAUGGCCUGCCGUGGCCGUGGUCAAUUUCACCGUGGUGAAAGAUGUCCAGACGAGGAACCUGGUAGGCGGCAUGGCCGGUAUCGCAUGGGGUACGUAUAUGAGCAUGCUUGCAAACGCGUGAGCAAACUUGGGAGGUAGGAAUCGUCGUCAAAGACGUGGCAUACGGUUUCAAAUCUGCAAACGACAUAUUCGCCCGAUGUAGAUGGGUUGGAGUACUUCGUAGUACAUGUUUGGGUUACAUGGAGGAUAUAUAAAAAUGUACAUUGCGCUAGCGACUUGAGGAUA